Bemisia tabaci is the source of this 1608-nucleotide messenger RNA. Lineage: Eukaryota; Metazoa; Arthropoda; Insecta; Hemiptera; Aleyrodidae. The record is from RefSeq and is a predicted model, not a curated record.
AACAGUGGGGGAAUUUGUUUCAGAGACUGUUUUUAUUUUCUACUCCGGCGUCUGCAGUUAGUUUGUGCUUGUGCGUGCUUGUAGCCUAUUCUUCCAACGAAGGCUUUUGUUAUAUUUUGCAGACCCAGCAAUUGCGAAAAUGGAGCUGGGUUGCAAUCGUGGCAAGAUGGGCUUCAAUAAAACAACGGACUCGCAGGCAGCCUUGGAUGUAGAUUUGAAUGAGAAAAAUCCAGAAAUUGGUGAGAAUUACGAGCCGUACAAUCAUGAACCAGCCGGUAAAACUGCCUCGUACAUCGAGGCUCUGCUCAUUUUGAUAAAAGCCAGUGUUGGGACUGGCGUCUUGGGCAUGCCAAGAGCUUUUUACAACGCGGGAUAUAUUCUUGGAACCAUGGGCACCGUUUUUGCUGGAAUUUUAACCACCGUCACCGUUCAUUUGAUCUCAAACAGUGAACAUGAACUAUGUAGACGGAAACGAAUUCCACAAAUGACCUAUCCGGAAACCGUGGAAGCCGCAUUUGAAUAUGGCCCUGGAAAUUCUAGACGAUUUAAAAAUACUGCAAGGAUAAUAUGUUAUUCAGCUUUAGUGCUGCUAGAGUUUGGCGCAGACUGCGCUUAUGCGAUAUUCAUAGCUGAUAAUAUCAAAGAGAUAUGUGACCACAUCUUCUCUCCAGCUCCUGUGCGAUUUUACCUGUUGUGCUUACUCGGGCCUUUGAUCUUGAUGUGUUGGAUCAGAAAUUUGAAGUUCCUGGCGCCAGGGUCGACUUUAGGAACUGGCUGCGCAAUAGGGUGCGUGGGGGUUGUAUUUUAUUUCAUUUUCUCGCAGCCCAUCACGCUCGAGGGGAGAAAAGCGGCCGGAUCACUAAAGGACUUUGCGCUUUUCUUUGGGCAAGUUCUCUUCGCAUUUGGAGCUUUCGGAAUGGUCGUACCGUUAAAGAACAGAAUGAGGAGACCCGCCAGUUUCGGAUCCCCCUUCGGUGUUGUAAAUGUAGCGAUGGUCCCAAAUCUAGUCCUCUAUGUUAUCAUGGGCUUCUUCGGUUAUCUGGCAUACGGAAACCAAACUAAAAGCUCCGUCACAUUGAAUCUACCGCAGACUGGAUUCAUCGGAGAUUUGAUUCGGAUACUGAUGGCAGGAUCCAUUUUUACGACCUACCCACUGUGUAAUUACAUUGUUGUUGAGCAACUUUGGCACAAAAAUUUGGCAUUGAGAUUUGAGGACAACAAACGUGUGAUUUUCUGGGAGUAUGUGUUUCGUACGGCUUUAACUUGUGCAAAUAUCGCCUGUUGUAUUGCAAUACCAAAUUUAGAGUUAGUCAUGGCAUUCACGGGAUCACUGAUGGUUCCUACCCUUGGUAUAUGGUUUCCUAGUAUCAUAUACACCCUCACAUUCUGGAACAAAUACACAGGGAUUAAAUUCGCUUUCUUCCUCUCAAGAACUAUCAUCAUAAUGCUCGUGGGUGUAUUUGCGUCCGUAAUAUCUCUCAGCACAACCGUCCGAGAAAUUUAUGGAACUGCUUUCUAGUCUUCAGUCCACAUAGAUCUGUGAUUUUUAAUACCUAGCAUAGUUUGUAUCAAUAUUGUAAAAAUAUACUUCCGUUAGUUUUUUACACA